CACUUCCCUCUACCGGGUGGUCAACCGUGGGUAUUAUGUCCCAAACGAAUUGCCGUAGAUUAGCCGUAAACUGUCGCCGCCUUCAGUCGCCAUUUCUGUUGCUGUUGCAGAGGUCACAAAUAAACCUGCCAGUAUGGGAGGUGACCACGGCCAUAGUAAAAUAGCACUGCCAGACUGGCGUCAGUGGAAAAUUGAUGGAACACCGUUGGAGCUUACGCACAGGAGGUUAAAAGCCAAUAACUUGAAGGACCCAUGGUUACGGAAUGAGGCGUGGAGGUUUUCGGGUCAAUUUUCCCGUUUUGCGACAGUGCCGAUGAUACUGUUUAAGGGAUUCAAGUGGGGCUUUGCUGCUUUUGCUGUUCGCCUUGCCGUGGAGUACACAUUCUUGCAACCAAAGAAGGGUGAACAUUAAUUUCUGUAGUUGUUCUCUGAAACCAGGCUGAAGAGUUUCCAUUACUGACAACACUGUAUGUUGUUUUCGGGAAUAUUAAAUUGUCAAAUCUCGGUUGAAAAGUUGACGUCCAGAAGAAAGUACAACACAGUAUUGUGAUAAAUAAAUUUCCAAGAGACAGUUAA
Molecule: messenger RNA, 576 nt
Organism: Cynoglossus semilaevis (tongue sole)
Lineage: Eukaryota; Metazoa; Chordata; Actinopteri; Pleuronectiformes; Cynoglossidae
Gene: ndufb3
Product: NADH:ubiquinone oxidoreductase subunit B3
Exons: 3
Coding region: 134-412 (92 amino acids)
Biological process (GO): mitochondrial respiratory chain complex I assembly; electron transport chain
Cellular component (GO): respiratory chain complex I; mitochondrion
Source: RefSeq, a predicted model, not a curated record